CCCAGCCUGGUUCUUGUCCCCAGAGCUGCGAUGGGGCCGGGCAGUGCCAGGGUCCUGGGCUGGCUCCUGCUGGCGCAGGCAGCGUGGCGAGCAGCAGGCGGCCGCCCCUGCGAUGCCAAGGACUUCGGGCAGGGCUCUCCGGUGUGCGCCUGCAGCGCCGCGUACUGCGACACCCUGGAGCCCGUGGUGCUGCCGGCGCCGGGCACCUACGUGAGGUACGAGAGCAGCAAGGCCGGGAAGCGGCUGGAGCGCAGCGAGGGGAGCUUCCAGCGCAACGCAGCCACCCCAGGUACCCGCAGGGCCGGAUGCGGGGCACGGAGCCCAUCCCUGCCUGCGGCUGCGAUGCUCUCUCUGUCCCCUGCAGAUUUCCACCUCACCCUGGACACGGCGCAGCGGUACCAGAGGGUGAAGGGCUUCGGGGGCUCCGUCACAGACUCGGCUGCCAUCAACAUCUUGUCCCUGUCCAAGGAUGCUCAGAAUCACCUGCUCCGCUCCUACUUCUCCGAGGAGGGCAUCGAGUACAACCUCGUGCGCGUCCCCAUGGCCAGCACCGACUUCUCCGUCCGCCUGUACACCUAUGCUGAUGCAGAGGGCGACUUCGAGCUGAAGCACUUCAAUCUGACGGAGGAGGACACGAGGAUGAAGAUCCCCAUCCUCCGGGCAGCCCAGGCUAUGGCCAAGCGCCCGCUGUCGCUCUACGCCAGCCCCUGGACCUCCCCGGUGUGGAUGAAGACGAACGGCGCCAUGACGGGGAGGGGGACGCUGAAGGGCAGCCCCGGGGACAAGUACCACCAGGCCUGGGCCAAGUACUUCAUCCGGUUCCUGGAUGAAUACGCCAAGCACAACCUGACCUUCUGGGCAGUGACAGCAGGGAACGAGCCCACGGCCGGGGAGAUCAUCUUCUACCCCUUCCAGUGCCUGGGCUUCUCCCCCGAGCACCAGAGGGACUUCAUCGCCCGGGACCUGGGCCCCGCGCUGGCCAACAGCUCCCACCGCGACGUGCGCCUCAUCAUCCUGGAUGACCAGAGGGUGAUGCUGCCCUACUGGGCCGAGGUGGUCCUCAAAGACCCCGUGGCCGCCAGCUACGUCAGCGGCAUCGGCAUCCAUUGGUACCUGGACUUCCUGGCGCCCAUCGACCUCACGCUGUCCAUCACCCACCACCUCUUCCCUGAUUACUUCCUCCUCUCCACCGAGGCUUCCGCCGGCUCCUACUUUUGGGAGCCCAGGGUGGUGCUGGGCGGCUGGGACCGCGGCAGCAAAUACAGCCACAGCAUCCUGACGAACCUCAACAACUACGUGACGGGUUGGACCGACUGGAACCUGGCCCUGGAUAUGAAGGGGGGCCCCAACUGGAGCAAGAACUAUGUGGACAGCCCCAUCAUCGUGGACAGCAGCAAGGACAUCUUCUACAAGCAGCCCAUGUUCUACCACAUGGGGCACUUCAGCAAGUUCAUCCCUGAGGGCUCUCAGCGCGUGGGGCUGGCUGUGUCCAAGAGGUGCCACCGCUGUGACCUGGAGCAUUCGGCCUUCCUGCGCCCCGAUGGUGCCGUGGUCCUGGUGGUCCUGAACCGCUCCCCCAUGGAUGUGCCCUUCGGGGUCUCUGACCCUCGGGUUGGCUUCUUCGAGGCCACGGCUCUCAGUGACUCCAUCCAGACGUUCCUCUGGAAGCAGCCAGCCUAGGAUGGAUGUGGCUGGUGGAGAAGGGAGCUGCUGGC
Neopsephotus bourkii (Bourke's parrot) is the source of this 1715-nucleotide messenger RNA. RefSeq names its product lysosomal acid glucosylceramidase-like. The transcript is spliced from 9 exons. Gene Ontology annotation, molecular function: glucosylceramidase activity. NCBI's taxonomy places the organism in Eukaryota, Metazoa, Chordata, Aves, Psittaciformes, Psittacidae. Bases 31 to 1680 code for a protein of 549 amino acids. The record is from RefSeq and is a predicted model, not a curated record. Gene Ontology annotation, biological process: glucosylceramide catabolic process.